AUGAACUUGAAAGAAUUGAGUUCUGAUUACAUCAACUUCAAGAAUUUUGUAUGUUCGACAUUUAAAUUCCUGCGGAAGCAAAUUAACCAGUUACUUGCUAACGUAGACUCCAUUGAGAGUAGACAUAGAAGAAAGUUCUUGCUGAUUGGAGGUGUGCCCGAAGAAGAAAAUGAGAAUGUUCGAGAAUUAGCCGUCUCUGUCUUCACGAAGAAUCUCGGCAUCAAUAACUGCACUGGUCAAUCCCUGCAAGUAUGUCACCGUCUUGGCGCUAUGACAAACAGUCGUCCCCGUCCCAUUCUCGUAAAGUUUGAAGAUAGCGCAGUCCGUCGAGAAGUGUGGUCCAAAAAGACAUUGCUCAAAGGCAGCCCCUACAUGGUGUCUGAAUAUUUAACACGUAUGUGGCAAUCACUUUUCUUAGAGGCUCGCAGACACUUUGGAAUCAGAAAUGUGUGGACUCUAGACGGAGUGAUUAAUGUCAAGCUUCCUGGAGGAUCCCGCGCCAAAGUGUUC
Messenger RNA from Iphiclides podalirius (scarce swallowtail), 510 nucleotides. NCBI's taxonomy places the organism in Eukaryota, Metazoa, Arthropoda, Insecta, Lepidoptera, Papilionidae. The record is from the annotation of a GenBank genome assembly.